Messenger RNA from Cydia strobilella, 969 nucleotides. Its product is annotated as chymotrypsin-like protease CTRL-1. Gene Ontology annotation, molecular function: serine-type endopeptidase activity. The transcript is spliced from 5 exons. The record is from RefSeq and is a predicted model, not a curated record. Gene Ontology annotation, biological process: proteolysis. The coding region runs from base 1 to 969 and encodes 322 amino acids. NCBI's taxonomy places the organism in Eukaryota, Metazoa, Arthropoda, Insecta, Lepidoptera, Tortricidae.
AUGAAAGAAACAUGGCUAGCCAUCGGCUUCGUCACAGUGUUAUCCCUGUUUGCCCUCUUCUCCAUCAUAAAGUUCGCGACAGGAGUUGGUGAUCCGGAUGAGAUACUUUCAACUCCGGUUGAGGCUGUUGAAGUUAUUGAGCUUCCAGUCCUGAGGCUGACGGAUACAGAUUUUUGGAUAAAGUGUUGCUGUUUGAUUAAUAAAAACUCUUCCCACAGAUAUCCAUACCUCGCCGCCAUAAUAGCUCAAAGCGGUACUAACGACACAGAGGGCUGGAUUUUCACAUGUUUCGGCAGCGUUAUCACCAUGAGGUGGAUUGUCACUACCGCGCACUGCAAGAUACCAGAUCACACCCACCGAGCGCUCCUCCACCGCGACUACAUUUACAACCACACGAACACCCGCCUCAUCCUGAGGUGGAAGGUGCAUCCCGGCUUUAUCUCCAAUAGCACCGUACCAUGGCACGACAUAGCUCUGGUCAAGGUAGACAAGGACAUGGAGACAGCUGCGCCUGUCUUCUUUACCAAUGGAGUUCAGCAGGUCCAAGCCAGCGUUUGGAAGACAAUAAUCACCAUGGAUCGCCGCACUUACCUCACCAACGCUAUGGAGAUCUACGACGUCGAACUAGUCAACCCAAUUUUCUGUUACGAACGCUACGGAUUCACAUUAGACGACACACUCAUAUGCGUCAACAUGACCCACGACGCUGACUGCUUCAUCACUGAGUUUGGACCGAUCUUUACCCCCACAGAACGUGUGCUAGGGGUGUUGAGGCUGAUGCCGAAUGAUUGUGACAAUAAAUUGGCCAUAUUUACGAACGUGACGUCGUAUUUUGAGUGGAUUUCGAAGGAGACUGGUGCUGGGAAAGAUAGAAAGGAAGUUUUACAACCACAGGAAAAGACGUGCCGCACCUCCGAUCUCCGUCGGCCCACAGCCUGCAUGUGGCUGCAACAAUCAUCAAGAUGCUGA